UCUAUGUACACUAGAUUCCCGACGAACUGAAGCAUCUCUCUCUCUCUCUCUCUCUGACAACUAGGGUUUCUUUCUACGUUCCGGUAAUCGCCGGUGUUUCUGGCCGGCGGGUCAGUCAUGGCGAGCGUGUACAUACCGGUGCAGAAUUCGGAGGAGGAAGUUAGGGUUGUUCUUGAUCAGCUCCCUCGUGACGCCUCUGACAUCCUCGACAUUCUCAAAGCCGAACAAGCUCCCCUCGAUCUCUGGCUCAUCAUCGCGCGGGAGUACUUCAAGCAAGGAAAACUUGAGCAGUUCCGCCAAAUAUUGGAGGAAGGGUCAAGUUCUGAAAUUGAUGAGUACUAUGCUGAUGUAAAGUACGAAAGAAUAGCAAUCUUGAAUGCCCUAGGUGCCUAUUACAGCUACCUGGGUAAAAUUGAGACAAAACACAGAGAAAAGGAGGAACAUUUCAUCCUGGCAACACAAUAUUACAACAAAGCAUCAAGAAUUGAUAUGCAUGAACCAUCUACUUGGAUUGGGAAAGGUCAGCUCUUACUGGCAAAAGGUGAAAUCGAUAAUGCCCUUCAGGCAUUCAGGAUUGUAUUGGAUGGAGCUCCUGAUAAUGUUCCGGCUCUUCUGGGUCAGGCUUCUGUGGAAUUUAAUCGUGGAAGGUUUUCCGAGUCAUUGCAAUUGUACAAGAGGGUCCUGCAAGUGUAUCCUGGAUGUCCUGCAGCUGUACGACUUGGCAUUGGUCUUUGUCGUUAUAAGUUGGGGCAACUUGAAAAAGCACGACAAGCUUUCCAGCGUGUUCUGCAGUUAGAUCCUGAUAACGGUGAGGCUCUCGUGGCUCUGGGGAUCAUGGAUUUGCAAGCUAAUGAUGCUUCAGGAAUGAGGAAAGGGAUGGAGAAAAUGCAGCAAGCUUUUGAGAUAUAUCCCUAUUGCGCAACUGCAUUAAAUUACUUGGCCAACCAUUUUUUCUUCACGGGCCAGCACUUUCUUGUUGAGCAGCUUACUGAAACGGCCUUAGCUGUCUCAACUCAUGGGCCGACAAAGUCGCAUUCUUUUUACAAUUUGGCACGGUCGUACCACAGCAAGGGGGACUAUGAAAAGGCAGGAAUGUACUAUAUGGCAGCCAUCAAGGAAACUAAUAAUAAACCACAGGAAUUCGUGUUUCCCUACUUUGGUUUGGGGCAAGUACAGUUGAAGUUAGGUGAACUUAAAGGAGCACUUUCCAACUUUGAGAAAGUUUUAGAAGUUUAUCCUGACAAUUGUGAGACCCUGAAGGCUCUAGGGCACAUACACACCCAGCUUGGGCAAACUGAUAAGGCCCUGGAAUUAACACGGAAAGCUACAAAACUUGAUCCACGAGAUGCCCAGGCAUUUGUUGAUCUUGGGGAGUUGUUGAUAUCAUCUGACACUGGAGCUGCGCUUGACGCCUUCAAAACUGCAUGUACACUCAUGAAAAAGGGAGGUCAAGAAAUUCCUAUAGAAGUCCUGAAUGAUAUUGGUGUUUUACAUUUUGAGAGGGAAGAAUUUGAGUCUGCUCUCCAUAAUUUCAAGGAGGCUUUGGGCGAUGGGAUAUGGCUUAAUUUACUUGAUGGAAAAGUAAAUUUAGAUCAGAUUGGAGUAUCAGUUCUUGAGUACAAAGAUUCUGGCAUUUUCCAUAGAUUAAAUGAAAGUGGGCACUCUGUUGAUGUACCUUGGAAUAAGGUCACAACUUUAUUUAACCUAGCCAAGUUACUUGAGCAGUUACACAAAACAGAAACUGCAAGUUUGUUGUAUCGGUUGAUACUCUUCAAGUAUCCUGGCUAUGUUGAUGCUUAUUUGAGACUUGCUGCAAUUGCAAAAGCUCGGAACAAUUUUCCACUGGCCAUCGAACUGGUGAAUGAGGCUUUGAAGGUGGACGAUAAAAAUCCAAAUUCACUAUCUAUGCUUGGCAGCUUGGAGCUUAAGAAUGAUGACUGGGUUAAAGCAAAGGAAACUUUCCGAGCUGCUAGUGAUGCAACCGACGGAAAGGAUUCAUAUGCUAUUCUUUCUUUGGGGAACUGGAACUAUUUUGCAGCGAUGCGCAAUGAGAAAAGAAAUCCUAAACUGGAAGCUACACAUUUGGAGAAAGCUAAGGAACUCUAUUCUAAAGUCCUGGUUCAACAUAAGUCCAACAUGUAUGCUGCCAACGGCGCUGGAAUUGUAUUGGCAGAGAAAGGCCAUUUUGAUAUUGCAAAGGAUCUUUUUACUCAGAUUCAAGAAGCUGCAAGCGGAAGUGUAUUUGUUCAAAUGCCAGAUGUGUGGGUGAAUCUGGCUCAUGUCUUCUUUGCUCAAGGGAAUUUUGCCUUAGCCGUGAAAAUGUAUCAAAACUGCUUGCGGAAGUUCUUUUACAACACAGACUCUCAAAUUCUUCUUUACUUAGCCCGUACCCAUUAUGAAGCUGAGCAAUGGCAAGAGUGCAAGAAGACACUAUUGAGAGCCAUUCACUUGGCACCAUCAAAUUACACAUUCAGGUUUGAUUUAGGCGCUGUAAUGCAGAAAUCUUCAUCUUCCACCCUGCAAAAGAAAAAGAGAACAGCGGAUGAGGUGCGCUCAACAGUUGCAGAGGCAGAGAAUGCUGUUCGUGUCUUUACUCAGUUGUCUGGUGCUUCAGACCUCCAUGUUCAUGGUUUUGAUACGAAGAAAAUUCAAACCCAUGUCCAGUAUUGCUCACACUUACUUGAGGCUGCAAAAGUGCACCGUGAAGCAGCUGAGCGUGAGGAGCUGCAGAACCGGCAAAGGCUAGAAGUUGCUCGUCAGGCUGCUUUGGCUGAGGAAGCACGCCGUAAGGCUGAAGAACAAAGGAAAUAUCAGCUGGAAAAACGAAAACAGGAGGAUGAGCUUAGGCGCCUCAAGCAAGAGGAGGAAAAGUUUCAACGUGUAAAGGAACAAUGGAAGAGCACCACACACUCCUCUCAUCAUAAGCGGAAGGAGAGAGUUGAGUCUGAUGAUGGAGAAGGUAGGCAGAGUGAGAGGAGAAGAAGAAAAGGCGGAAAGAGAAGAAAGAAGGACAGGAGUUCUAGGCAACACUACGAGGAUGACGAAGAAGCUGCGAAUGAUGAUUACAACGAACUGGAAGAUGAAGACCCUAACACAAAUUAUAGGGAAGAGGCAAAUGAGAUGAAUCAAGAAGCUGAGGAACCAGCAGCAGAAGAUGAUGCUCAUGACCUCCUCACAGCUGCUGGGCUUGAAGAUGAUGUUGACGAUGAUGAGGUUAUUCCUUCAACGACUGCUUCCCGACGAAGACGGGCACUUUCAUCAGAUGAUGAAGAUGAACCAACUGAGAGGCAGCCGUACUCAAGCCCUGCAAGAGACGAUUCUCCCGCAAAGCAAGACAGCGAUGGUGGAGACAACGACAACGACAACAGAGGAGAUGAUGCUAACUUGGAUGACGAGGAGGCCGAGUGAGUAAGGUCUUCGUACAAUAAAGGAGGUCUGUGUAUGUUGUAACUCUAGUUUUCAGAUUUCAUUUGUCAAUCUCUUGAUUCAAUUCACAGUUUAAGAUCCGAAGCUUAGAUAUCUCUUAGAAUGAAUUCUGGGUUGUUUCAUGUUAAUUCCAUUGUUAAUGGAAAAGAGGUUUUGGACUGCAGAAA
Tarenaya hassleriana is the source of this 3593-nucleotide messenger RNA. Its product is annotated as protein CTR9 homolog. Bases 118 to 3408 code for a protein of 1096 amino acids. The record is from RefSeq and is a predicted model, not a curated record. The transcript is spliced from 24 exons. Gene Ontology annotation, molecular function: RNA polymerase II complex binding. NCBI's taxonomy places the organism in Eukaryota, Viridiplantae, Streptophyta, Magnoliopsida, Brassicales, Cleomaceae. Gene Ontology annotation, biological process: regulation of DNA-templated transcription. Gene Ontology annotation, cellular component: Cdc73/Paf1 complex.